UUCUCGCGAGAACAAAGACGCGCGAGCAUCGGCGGCCCGGAACCGGCCUUGGAACAACGGUGGAGCCUGAGGCCGCUUGCCCUCCCGCCCCAUGGAGCGGCCCCCGGGGCUGCGGCCGGGCGCGGGCGGGCCCUGGGAGAUGCGGGAGCGGCUGGGCACCGGCGGCUUCGGGAACGUCUGUCUGUACCAGCAUCGGGAACUUGAUCUCAAAAUAGCAAUUAAGUCUUGUCGCCUAGAGCUAAGUACCAAAAACAGAGAACGAUGGUGCCAUGAAAUCCAGAUUAUGAAGAAGUUGAACCAUGCCAAUGUUGUAAAGGCCUGUGAUGUUCCUGAAGAACUGAAUAUUUUGAUUCAUGAUGUGCCUCUUCUAGCAAUGGAAUACUGUUCUGGAGGAGAUCUCCGAAAGCUGCUCAACAAACCAGAAAAUUGUUGUGGACUUAAAGAAAGCCAGAUACUUUCUUUACUAAGUGAUAUAGGGUCUGGGAUUCGAUAUUUGCAUGAAAACAAAAUUAUACAUCGAGAUCUAAAACCGGAAAACAUAGUUCUUCAGGAUGUUGGUGGAAAGAUAAUACAUAAAAUAAUUGAUCUGGGAUAUGCCAAAGAUGUUGAUCAAGGAAGUCUGUGUACAUCUUUUGUGGGAACACUGCAGUAUCUGGCCCCAGAGCUCUUUGAGAAUAAGCCUUACACAGCCACUGUUGAUUAUUGGAGCUUUGGGACCAUGGUAUUUGAAUGUAUUGCUGGAUAUAGGCCUUUUUUGCAUCAUCUGCAACCAUUUACCUGGCAUGAGAAGAUUAAGAAGAAGGAUCCAAAGUGUAUAUUUGCAUGUGAAGAGAUGUCAGGAGAAGUUCGGUUUAGUAGCCAUUUACCUCAACCAAAUAGCCUUUGUAGUUUAAUAGUAGAACCCAUGGAAAACUGGCUACAGUUGAUGUUGAAUUGGGACCCUCAGCAGAGAGGAGGACCUGUUGACCUUACUUUGAAGCAGCCAAGAUGUUUUGUAUUAAUGGAUCACAUUUUGAAUUUGAAGAUAGUACACAUCCUAAAUAUGACUUCUGCAAAGAUAAUUUCUUUUCUGUUACCACCUGAUGAAAGUCUUCAUUCACUACAGUCUCGUAUUGAGCGUGAAACUGGAAUAAAUACUGGUUCUCAAGAACUUCUUUCAGAGACAGGAAUUUCUCUGGAUCCUCGGAAACCAGCCUCUCAAUGUGUUCUAGAUGGAGUUAGAGGCUGUGAUAGCUAUAUGGUUUAUUUGUUUGAUAAAAGUAAAACUGUAUAUGAAGGGCCAUUUGCUUCCAGAAGUUUAUCUGAUUGUGUAAAUUAUAUUGUACAGGACAGCAAAAUACAGCUUCCAAUUAUACAGCUGCGUAAAGUGUGGGCUGAAGCAGUGCACUAUGUGUCUGGACUAAAAGAAGACUAUAGCAGGCUCUUUCAGGGACAAAGGGCAGCAAUGUUAAGUCUUCUUAGAUAUAAUGCUAACUUAACAAAAAUGAAGAACACUUUGAUCUCAGCAUCACAACAACUGAAAGCUAAAUUGGAGUUUUUUCACAAAAGCAUUCAGCUUGACUUGGAGAGAUACAGUGAGCAGAUGACGUAUGGGAUAUCUUCAGAAAAAAUGCUAAAAGCAUGGAAAGAAAUGGAAGAAAAGGCCAUCCACUAUGCUGAGGUUGGUGUCAUUGGAUACCUGGAGGAUCAGAUUAUGUCUUUGCAUGCUGAAAUCAUGGAGCUACAGAAGAGCCCCUAUGGAAGACGUCAGGGAGACUUGAUGGAAUCUCUGGAACAGCGUGCCAUUGAUCUAUAUAAGCAGUUAAAACACAGACCUUCAGAUCACUCCUACAGUGACAGCACAGAGAUGGUGAAAAUCAUUGUGCACACUGUGCAGAGUCAGGACCGUGUGCUCAAGGAGCUGUUUGGUCAUUUGAGCAAGUUGUUGGGCUGUAAGCAGAAGAUUAUUGAUCUACUCCCUAAGGUGGAAGUGGCCCUCAGUAAUAUCAAAGAAGCUGACAAUACUGUCAUGUUCAUGCAGGGAAAAAGACAGAAAGAAAUAUGGCAUCUCCUUAAAAUUGCCUGUACACAGAGUUCUGCCCGGUCCCUUGUAGGAUCCAGUCUAGAAGGUGCAGUAACCCCUCAGGCAUCAGCAUGGCUGCCCCCGACUUCAGCAGAACAUGAUCAUUCUCUGUCAUGUGUGGUAACUCCUCAAGAUGGGGAGACUUCAGCACAAAUGAUAGCAGAAAAUUUGAACUGCCUUGGCCAUUUAAGCACUAUUAUUCAUGAGGCAAAUGAGGAACAGGGCAGUAGUAUGAUGAAUCUUGAUUGGAGUUGGUUAACAGAAUGAGUUGUCACUUGUUCACUGUCCCCAAACCUAUGGAAGUUGUUGCUGUACGUGUUGGAAAUGUGUUUUUCGCCCAUGAAACCAUUCUUCAGACAUGAGUCAAUGGAAGAAAUGGCUAUGAACAGAAACUACAUUUCCACUACGAUCAGAAGAACAUGAUUUUACAAGUAUAACAUUUUUGAGUAAUUCAAGCCUCUAAACAGACAGGAAUUUAUAAAAAGUCAAUGUAUUUGUUUGAAUAUUUGUUUUAAUACCACAGCUAUUUAGAAGUAUCAUCAUGACACAUUUGCCUUCAGUCUUGGUAAAACAUUACUUAUUUAACUGAUUAAAAAUACCUUCUAUGUAUUAGUGUCAACUUUUAACUUUUGGGCGUAAGGCCAAAUGUAGUUUUGUAUACAGAGAAGAAAACCUCAAGUAAUAGGCAUUUUAAGUAAAAGUUGUCUACCUGUGUUUUUUUCUAAAAAGGCUGCUCACAAGUUCUAUUUCUUGAAGAAUAAAUUCUACCUCCUUGUGUUGCACUGAACAGGUGCUCUUCCUGGCAUCAUAAGGAGUUGGUGUAAUCAUUUUGAAUUCCACUGAAAAUUUAACAGUAUCCCCUUCUCACCGAAGGGAUUGUGUAUCUGUGCUUCUAAUAUUAGUUGGCUUUCAUAAAUCAUGUUGUUAUGUGUAUAUGUAUUUAAGAUGUACAUUUAAUAAUAUCAAAGAGAAGAUGCCUGUUAAUUUAUAAUGUAUUUGAAAAUUACAUGUUUUUUCAUUUGUAAAAAUGAGUCAUUUGUUUAAACAAUCUUUCGUGUCUUGUCACACAAAUUUAUAAAGGUCUGCACUCCUUUAUCUGUAAUUGUAAUUCCAAAAUCCAAAAAGCUCUAAAAACAAGGUUUCCAUAAGCUUGGUGACAAAAUUCAUUUGCUUGCAAUCUAAUCUGAACUGACCUUGAAUCUUUUUAUCCCAUUUAGUGUGAAUAUUCCUUUAUUUUGCUGCUUGAUGAUGAGAGGGAGGGCUGCUGCCACAGACUCUGGUGAGGGCUGGUUAAUGUAGUAUGGUAUAUGCACAAAAUUACUUUUCUAAAAUCUAAAAUUUCAUAAUUCUGAAACAUCUUGCCCCAAGGGUUUCAGAUAAAGGACUGUGGACCUCUAUCAUCUGUUAAGUAAUUUAGAAGAUAUUAUUUGUCUUAAAAAAUGUGAAAUGCUUUUAUAUUCUAACAGUUUUUCACUUUGUGUAUUAAAUGGUUUUUAAAUUA
Pongo pygmaeus (Bornean orangutan) is the source of this 3563-nucleotide messenger RNA. It is a transcript of the gene CHUK, whose product is annotated as component of inhibitor of nuclear factor kappa B kinase complex. Gene Ontology annotation, molecular function: IkappaB kinase activity; ATP binding. NCBI's taxonomy places the organism in Eukaryota, Metazoa, Chordata, Mammalia, Primates, Hominidae. Bases 92 to 2329 code for a protein of 745 amino acids. Gene Ontology annotation, biological process: tumor necrosis factor-mediated signaling pathway; positive regulation of transcription by RNA polymerase II; peptidyl-serine phosphorylation. The transcript is spliced from 21 exons. The record is from RefSeq and is a predicted model, not a curated record. Gene Ontology annotation, cellular component: cytoplasm; IkappaB kinase complex.